AUGCCGUCCGAGAAAGUGGAAAAGAAGCGCAAGCGCGCCUCUGAUCGCCACGAACGUCCCAGCAAGAAGCCCGCGCUGGAGCUUCAAGAUCUGCCUCCGCUGGCCGCCAGUUUGGUCGAUGAACAUAGCGAGCUGGCUCCUGUUAUCGUCACCACCCCCGGCGUCAGCGCCCCCCGCAACCUGCGUCUCACGCCAUACCUCAAGACCCGCGCGAAGACCUCCUCGUCAGCAAACCGGAACAAGGGCAUUGUCUCGUCAGAACUGUUGCUGCAGUCGUCCGAACACCAGAAGUUGGAUUUCGUGGGCCGGGAGGCCGAGGAGGAUGCCGAUUCCCAGCUCAAGCACUACAUUGCCGUGGUGGAUCCCGAGAAGAAAACAUGGCAGCUGGUCGAGGUGCGCAAGCUGACGGUGCGAGGCACCGUGAGGAGGAAUAAGCUCGUGGAGGAUGAGGAAGAGAGUAGUGAGGAGGAGGAGGAAGUGAAAACCAUGCGCUCACAACGCACCGAACUCACCAACACCUUCGGUACGAAACAAUCCCGCAAGGCGGCCCAGUCCAUGGCGGAAAACGCGCAGCUGUCCAGCGCUCCUGCUGGCACCGCCAACGCGGCCGAAUCGGCCAUCCUCUCGUCCAUGCCCGUCGACGCGGCGGCCGACAUGGCCUCCAAGGCGGCGGCCGUGCAGGCGCAGGUGCAGGCCAACAAGCCCAUCCCCGUCGCCAAUCUGGACGCCACGCACCCGUCGGACGUGUACCCGAUCGACGUGCUCGUGCCCAACGGGCUGGCCACCCUCCGCCAGCUGCCGGGUAUCAAGGAAUGGGUCGACACCGUGGCCGCCGGGCUCCCCGUCUCGACCACCUCGCGCUACGUCUCCCGCCGCGUCGAGGCGGUCGUCAAGUCCGGCAACACCACCCACGUGCAGCUCCUGCGCUUCAUCCUCCUCCUGCUGGAGUUUGCCCGCUGCCUGCGCGCCGGCCGCGACCCCAAAUCCUCCUCCGGCCCCGGCAGCAAGCGCCUGCCUCCGCGCGACGAGCUCCGCCGCAUCCUCUCCUCCUCCACCGGCUCGCUCCCCACCGCCUCUUCCUCCUCCGCCUCCACCUCCGCCGCUGCCCCAUCAGCCAGCGACACCAUCCCGGACCCCGUCAUCGAUGCCAUCCGCCGCAAGUUCGCCCCGCAGGGCUCCCACCUCACCAAGCACGACCUCACCUUCCUGCACACCUCCAUCUGCGCGCUGUCGCUGCACAUCCCCCCGCAGCCCGCCAAGGACGGCGGCGCCAGCUCCCUCGGCGGCAACUCGCCCAACGAGCUGGCCACCGACCCCUCCGACCUGCGCGACGACCUGCGCCUCGACAACGCUGCCAUCCUGCAGUACUUCCGCGAGCUGGGCUGCCGCGUCGACAAGCCGCGCGAGAGCGAGUUCGCCAAGUGGGGCAUCAAGGGCGGCAAGGCCGAGGCCGCUGCCAGACGGGUCGUACGCUUGAAGGUGCCGGUCGAGUUUCCCAAGGUGAGUCGUGGGGGAAGACGAUGA
Messenger RNA from Aspergillus clavatus NRRL 1, 1524 nucleotides. RefSeq names its product DNA-directed RNA polymerase I subunit RPA49. The transcript is spliced from 3 exons. Bases 1 to 1524 code for a protein of 507 amino acids. Lineage: Eukaryota; Fungi; Ascomycota; Eurotiomycetes; Eurotiales; Aspergillaceae. Gene Ontology annotation, cellular component: RNA polymerase I complex. The record is from RefSeq and is a predicted model, not a curated record. Gene Ontology annotation, molecular function: DNA binding. Gene Ontology annotation, biological process: transcription elongation by RNA polymerase I; nucleolar large rRNA transcription by RNA polymerase I; RNA polymerase I preinitiation complex assembly.